Molecule: messenger RNA, 923 nt
Organism: Drosophila subobscura
Lineage: Eukaryota; Metazoa; Arthropoda; Insecta; Diptera; Drosophilidae
Exons: 1
Coding region: 23-904 (293 amino acids)
Source: RefSeq, a predicted model, not a curated record
AAAACCCAAAACGAAAAACCAAAUGCAACGCUGCUACUGCGGUGGGAACUUUGGUGCUGGCAGUGCGAUGAGAUCAGCGUUGGUGCAACCUCCACAGCAGCCGCAGCGUCCACGUGGCGAUCUCAUGUCGGUGACGUCUUCAUCCAGACAAAGUACUCGACCCACGCAGUUUGUGCGCAGACCAAGCCUCAAGUCCACUGUGCCUGGACUGAGCUUGGGCUUGGGACACUCCAACACUCGCCUGAGCAACGAUUUUAGUCGUCGCAACUCCACAGCCACCUCGGUGAGUCAUUGCUCCAGCUGCAGCUGCAGCGCUGAAGCACAGCAACGACAGCAGAGUCGGGCCAAGGUUCUGCGCUGGGGCUGGGAGCGAACAGGAGGUGUCAGCAGCAACAGCAACACUACGACGAUGAGCAGCAGCUCCCCUCAGUACACGGACAAUCGACGUUUCUAUGAGCAGAGCGCAUGCGUUGCCAGUCGCCAGCCAAGCCAAGGUCAGGGUCAGGUUCAAAGUGGCAACUCGGCAGCGUCAUCGUCAUCGCCUUCUCCGCAGCCCCCAUCAAUGCACGCCAGCCACAACGACGAGCUGCAGCAGCUGCAGGCACUCCAAAAGUUUCGAUUGAUGAACGCCAGCGAAUGCUUCAGCGAUGUGCGCCAGGAUGAGCUGAGACUGCAGCAGGCCUACGACAAGCUGCAGCGUGGCAGCACCCAAGUGGACACGGACAAGUGGCACAAGAACCGAGACAAUAGGCAGCAGCAGCAGCAAUUGAGCACUGGAACAACGCCCUAUGCGCUGCGCCAAAAGAUGCUGCAGCUGCGGCUGCAGGCGGAUGAAGAGCAGGGCAGGGGAUCGGGUGGCACGUGUGCACCAAUGGGCAGGAGCUGCGCCCUAAGAUUUAAUUGAUUUUGGGUGGUACAUCAAU